AUGCCACCAAUCAGGAAUCGGACUCGUGUUAAUCGACAGUCCUACUAUGAUUCUCUUCCAGAAAAUUGGUCUGUUAAAAAACUUAGAGACGAAUUGAGAUUGAAAGGCAUCACACAGCCACAGAAUACCAGACAUAGUGUACUAGUGUCUUUAUAUAAGCAAACCGUGACUACAAAUGAAGAGACAAGAACAGCGCUAGAAUCGAGACGUCAAGAAACAGUUACACCCAACCAAGACGUUAGAACAGAACUACUAGGCGUGGUUAAGGAUCUUACAUCAACAGUACAGAGCCUACAAAGCAGCAUGAUUUCCUUGACGGAAAGAGUCAACACCAUGUCUCGACCGCAAACGUCUAUACCAGCGGCUGCUGGCAGCGCAGAACAAUUACGCCAGUCGGGGGCCCAAACAACCACUUCACGAAAUGACUCUACUCCCGUGAUAUCAGGAACUCCUCGAGAGACGAGGGAAACAGAAAAUUACACUCUCACAACAGCAUGGGCUGACCAAACAUCGCCAAAACCCAUGGGAGUCAGAACUACAUAUGGAUAUUCGGCGGAAUCACUUCCUUAUGUAGAAACAAUUUCACCGAAUCUUCGGAAACAGAUAAUAGAAGAUGGACAAAUUUCGAAAACUAGCUCCAGAGGCGGACAAACAAGCCACAACUUGUCUUCCAUACCACAUGAUGACUAUGUAGAAGAGAUAAAGACUCUAUGGGAUGCAGCAGUAAGCCAACAGACAGCGAGAGCAUAUUCCACGGGUAUUCAACACCUUUUAACCUUUGUAACUUUGUGUGGCAUAGCAGUACCAGUAGGUACUUUAUCUGAUUUAAGUGAAGAUGUACUUAUAAAAUUUGUAUCUUAUUGUCAUUACUCUUUAAGUCUAACAUUCUCUAACAUUAAGCUGUAUUUGGCUGGCAUAAGAUUCCAUUAUCUUAAAGCUGGACACAGUAAUCCUUUUAAGGAACAUGACAGACUAGACUGCAUUUUACGUGGCAUUAAAAGACUUCAAUCAAAUGUUUCAAAACCUAAAAGAUUUCCGGUUACAUAUCAAAUAUUAUGUCAAAUGGUUAAUAGGUUGAAUGGAUCAAUUUUUUCACCAUUCAUAGAUUUUAUGUUAUCAUGUUGUUCUCUCAUGGCUUUUUUUGGAUUUCUCCGUUGUGGAGAAUUUACUGUAAAGAGUAGAAAUGUAGACAAUGAUUUUCUUAGAAUGAGAGAUGUUAUAGUACAGAGAGAUAAGCUGUCUUAUAUCUUGUGUUUGAAAUAUUCAAAAACUGACCCUUUUCGUCAAGGCGUCUUCAUUCAUGUUUUCAACAAUGAACAUACUAAACCGGUAAAUAUUAUGCAUGAGUACUGCCAGUUACGUAUUUCACAAGGUGCUGAACCAAAUUCACCUUUGUUUGUUGAUUCUGAUGGUUCACCUUUGUCAAGAAAUCAAUUUAUAUCUUAUAUAAGACAUGUAAUGGCUGUUUUAGGUUAUGAUGAUGCAAAAUAUUGCGGUCAUUCAUUUCGAAUAGGUGCUGCCACUUCUGCGGCUGAAGCUGGUAUAGAAAACCAUCUUAUACAGACUCUAGGGCGUUGGUCAUCUAAUUGUUACAUGUAUGUCAGGUACAUAAGAACUGAUGAAAAAGUGCUUAAAGAAGCACAAGAGAAAAUGUGUAAUGUGAAGAGAUCUUAGUUGUACAAAGUUUUACAAGUUGAUUGAUAUACCAGUAUGUCUGUUACUCCAUUUUAAUCAUUGUAUUGUUUUGGCAUUUCAUUUUCUUUGGGGGCUCUCACUCAUUUAAACAAGAUUAAACUCGUUCAUUUUGGACAUUAAAAUUCCUAUGUAUUUGGAAUUUUUUCAAACCCCCAAAUUCAAAUAAAGCAAAGGCUUAUUAAAGCUUUAUUAUUAAAAAUUACAAAUUGUGUACUCAACACACAUAAUGCCUGCUGUAUUCUUACCAGGCUUUAAUUUCACAUUUAGUAACCUGCCGGGCUCCCCCAGGUACUUAAAUUAUCAUCAACCUGCUGGGCUCCCCCCAGGUUGAUAGAGUACACCCAAAAAUUUUUGCUUUGAUUGGUAUCGAUGAUUGCCUGCCGGGCUCCCCCCAGGUAAUUAGACUACGAACCUGCUGGGCUCCCCCAGGUUCUGGGAUACCAAAUGAUAACCUGCUGGGCUCCCCCCAGGUUUUAAGACACAUGAUAACCUGCUGGGCUCACCCCGGGUUUUUCAAUGGAUUUUGAAUUAGAGAGAGCAGCCCCCAAGAUGCCAAAGUUUUUUGUAUUACUUUUGUUUUUUAUUAACAGUAUUUGUUUUUUAAUCUGUACUGUUAAUUUGCUUUGUAUAUAGUGUUGAUUACAUAUGCCUUUGUUCAUCUGAAUAAAUGUAAAACUUU
Molecule: messenger RNA, 2374 nt
Organism: Saccostrea echinata
Lineage: Eukaryota; Metazoa; Mollusca; Bivalvia; Ostreida; Ostreidae
Exons: 2
Coding region: 1-1674 (557 amino acids)
Biological process (GO): DNA integration; DNA recombination
Molecular function (GO): DNA binding
Source: RefSeq, a predicted model, not a curated record